Lolium perenne is the source of this 1155-nucleotide messenger RNA. RefSeq names its product probable indole-3-pyruvate monooxygenase YUCCA10. NCBI's taxonomy places the organism in Eukaryota, Viridiplantae, Streptophyta, Magnoliopsida, Poales, Poaceae. The record is from RefSeq and is a predicted model, not a curated record. Gene Ontology annotation, molecular function: flavin adenine dinucleotide binding; NADP binding; monooxygenase activity.
AUGGAGGAGGUUCUAGUUUUGAUUGUUGGCGCUGGGCCGGCAGGCCUUGCGACAGCAGCGUGUCUUAGCCAAUUCUCUAUCCCCUAUGUCAUCGUCGAGCGUGAGAGUUGCAGCGCACCCCUAUGGCAGAACCGCGCGUAUGAUCGUCUCAAGAUACAUCUUGCCAAAGAGUUCUGUGAGUUGCCACACAUGUCGUACCCAGUAGAUGCUCCAACAUACAUACCGAAAAACCAAUUUGUCAAGUGCUUGGAUGACUACAUUGAGCGUUUCAACAUUCAGCCAAAGUAUCUGACCGCUGUCGAGUCAUCCACAUAUGACAUCGACGAAAAAUGUUGGUCCAUCAUAGCGCGUGACAUAGAGAAAUGCACAAUAGUCAAUUACAAGGCGAAGUUUCUUGUUGUGGCAAGUGGCGAGAAUAGUGAAGACAAUAUUCCAGUGGUCCCUGGACUGGAAACUUUUCCCGGUGUGGCCAUCCAAUCAUCAAACUACAAGUCAGGCAUCAGCUACACAGGGAGGAAUGUGUUGGUCGUUGGAUCUGGCAACUCUGGGAUGGAGAUUGCAUAUGACCUUUCAUCUCAUGGUGCCAAUACUUCUAUUGUUAUACGAAGCCCGGUUCAUAUAAUGCCUAAGGAAUUAAUUCGAUUAGGGAUGACACUAGUACGUCAUCUUCCAAUGAAGCUGGUAGAUGAUCUCAUUGUGAUGAUGGCAAAUUUCAUAUUCGGUGAUCUAACUAGGCAUGGCAUCACCAGACCAAAAAAGGGUCCAUUUGUCGUCAAGUCAGGAUCUGGCCGAUUGGCCGUGAUUGAUGUUGGCACAGUGGGGUUAAUCAAGAAAGGCAAUAUUAAAGUUCAAGGAAGGAUGACAAAGAUUAAAGGUAAAGUAGUUGAAUUCGAAGGUGGGAAAGAAGGCUCCUUCGACGCAAUUCUGUUUGCAACGGGCUACAAAAGCACAGCAAAUAGGUGGCUCAAGAAUGGUGAGGACAUGUUGAAUAGUGAUGGCUUGCCAAACAAGGAAUUGGAAUUUCAAAAUCAUUGGAAAGGUGCAAACAUGAUCUAUUGUGCUGGGUUGGGGAGGAGGGGCUUGGCCGGCAUUGCCUUAGAUGCCAAGAACAUCAGCAGCGACAUUAAAUCUAGCAUAGAGUCUAUGCCUGGCUAA